Acipenser ruthenus (sterlet) is the source of this 3558-nucleotide messenger RNA. Its product is annotated as zinc finger CCCH-type with G patch domain-containing protein-like. Gene Ontology annotation, molecular function: RNA polymerase II cis-regulatory region sequence-specific DNA binding; metal ion binding; DNA-binding transcription factor activity, RNA polymerase II-specific. The coding region runs from base 122 to 1717 and encodes 531 amino acids. The transcript has 7 exons. Gene Ontology annotation, biological process: negative regulation of DNA-templated transcription; regulation of transcription by RNA polymerase II. The record is from RefSeq and is a predicted model, not a curated record. Gene Ontology annotation, cellular component: nucleus. NCBI's taxonomy places the organism in Eukaryota, Metazoa, Chordata, Actinopteri, Acipenseriformes, Acipenseridae.
CAGGGUCUCUUGUCGAAUAGGUGAAAGGUUAAGGCAGCCGACGCUGGUAUUCAUCAAUGGCGACAGACGCUGAGUAGCCGGUUAAUGUCUAGAGGUGGUCUGUUCAAACAUUUCCUUCAUAAUGGACGAAGGGAGCCUGGAGGCUGCCAUUGAGACUUACAAUGCCCAAUUACAGCAGGUGGAAACAGCAUUGGGGGCUGGGCUGGACCCCUCCCAACAGCUGGACCUCUUAAAACUGAGAGACGAUUUACUGCAGCUGAUAGAGCUCACAGAGUCGAGCCUCGUAUCGGUGAAGAAGAGCAAGCUGCUAGCUAGUUUGGAAGGGGGGUCGGCCUCACAGCUGGAGCCCAAAGCAGAGGAACCAGAGCCCGGUGACACUGACCAGGAGUAUGCUGCUUUUUGUGCUGCUAUUUCUGAACCUUCACCUGCUAAUUCCAAUAGUAAAAACAUAACUGAAUCCAGUCAGGUGCCUAAUCCAGAUCAUUUUCAGAAUGGGGAGGAGGAGGAAGAUGGUGGUUAUGAUGAUGAUGAUGAUGAUGAUGAAGAUGUGAUGAGUGGAACAAAAGUCCACGCCCCCCACCGCACCUCCUGGGGAACAUUAGAAUAUCACAAUGCCAUGGUUGUGGGUGUCGAAAACUCUGAAGGUGCCGAUCCACAGGUCCGAGUUUUGUACAUCCACCCAACACAUAAAUCUAUGAAACCUUGCCCUUUCUUCUUGGAAGAUAAGUGUCGGUUUAUGGAGAACUGCAGAUUCUCCCAUGGAGAGGUGGUAUUGGUGUCUGAGCUUCGUCAGUUUCAGGAAUCAGACCUCAGUUCUCUGGAAGUGGGAUCAUCCUGUUUAGCCAGACAUGAGGAUAGCAUCUGGUACCCAGCCACAAUUACAGAUAUUGACAGCGGUUACUACACUGUCAAAUUUAAUUCACUUCUGCUGAAGGAGGCAGUGGUGGAGGGGGAUGGUAUAAUCCCACCAAUGAGAAGAGAGGAGGAAUCUUCAUCGGACUCAGACAAUGAGGAGCUGGGCGAGAAUUCAGCCUAUGCUAAAGUGGUAGAUUCUCCAUCCACAGAGACAGAGGGGUUGACCUCUUCCUGUAGCUCAGGAUUUGCAGGCUGGGAGGCUCACACUAGAGGCUUUGGCUCCAAACUGAUGGCGAAGAUGGGCUAUGAAUUUGGGAAAGGUUUAGGGAAAAACGCUGAGGGGAGAGUGGAGCCAGUCCAGGCGGUGGUCCUACCCAAAGGAAAAUCCCUGGACGAGUGUGCUGAACUCUUACAGAAGAAAAAGGAGGGAAAACCAAGAAAACGCAGGAGGAAAGGCAGAAAUGGGCCCGGCGCUUCCACAGAGCGGAAACCUAAACAGAACGUGUUUGACUUUUUAAAUGACAAGCUUGGUGCGGGAGGACACCGCGGUGGAUCUCAGACGGAGCCCCCUUCAGCUGUGAAGAGCAGUAAAGAGAGCUAUCAGGGGGGGAAGAACGCAAACAGGUCUCUCAAUGUCAGACUCUUUCAAACUACAGAGAGAGUUGAGCAGAUACAAAAGGAAAUAAGUCGCAUAAUGGAAUCUCUUACCCGGAAUGUUGGAAGGGAUAAGGCAAUGACCACUCGCUUGGAAGAGAAGCUGUGUAGUGCCAGGAAGCAGCUGGAACAGUUCAAAGCUCAGGAGGUCAGUAUUCAGAACGAACAGAGGAAAGUGAACACACACAAGAAGAUGACCACAUUUUGACUGCUGUAUUUUUUAUUUUUUUAAUGCCAGAACUUUUUUUUCUUUGGCAGACAAUACUCUGUAUUUCAUAUUUCCCGUCUGUCGCCACAUUUUUUGUUUUUGGAUAUCCUUGGGAAUCUGUCUGCCACAGAUAGUACUGCAGGUAUAAAUGUUGAAAGAAUUGGUUGUUUCACUGUUGCAUUUUCUGGAAUGCCACACUCUUUGCUUGUGGAUAGUGCUGUGCGUUACUCAUGAGAGCAUGUACACAUCUGGGUUUUAUUUAGCAAUUGGAAAUGUAUGACUGAAUUUGGACAAUGAAGUCAUCCACAAGUAACAAGCAUUACCAAUAUUUAUCCAGAAACUUUUUUUCUUCUUUUCUUUUUUAAAUCAAAAUUGUCAUAAAAUCUAGAGAAAGUGGUCUUUUGAAAUCUGUACAGUUGUAUUUAUGAUAUUAUUAAACAUGAAAACAUGUCGAAACUCAAAUCUCUACAGUGUUUUCUGUUGCACUUACAUUAUAUAGCCCUGUGUUGAAUACUUAUUCUUAAUUCUACAUUAAAAUAUCAUUUCUUGGUAGUUCAGCCAUUUCUACAAACAUUCUCAGUGUUAGAAUAUGUAAUACUAAAAGAAACAUAACACAAUGCUACUCAUAGAAUUCCAUUAAGUGUCUUUCACUAUUACUUUAUUAUUCCUUUGUGGUGUUAGAUACAAAUUAAACUGAAGUUUCUUUCAGCUUAUUAGUUUUUCAUAACUGCAGUGCAGUGUUGCUGCCAGGCUGGUCAUUUCUAGAAGAGAAUAGAUCCAGCUGUCCAGUUCUUUGCUUUGUGGUUUGCUUCAUUAUCCAGUCAAUGGACUAGUCAGAGCAGUGGAGCUGACCAACUUCAGCAUCACCCUGCCUGCUCACUCUGUGUUUCAGACCAGCCUGUCAGGCAACUGUCUCAUCCAGUACCAGAGCCAUAUGACACCAACUUAAAAAGUAUAUUUUUUAAUGGUUUAUGUAAUUAGAAAGCAAGAGUAUUGACGAGGAUGAGGUUUAUUCAACUUGUUUCACACCUUGAUCAAGCACUCCCCUUGAUCAAUACUACUGAGAGACGAAGAGGAAAGUGAGAAUAUAGUAUAUGAAUGGAUGUAUUAAAGGUUUUACCUUGUCAGUUAUCUUGAGUGGUUGAGUUGGUUCUGAGUUUUAUUAAUUGAAAGGAAAGAUUUUAAAUGCGUAAUGAAACUAUAUGUUAAUAAUUUUGCUUUCAAUUAAAAGAGCACUUUUAUAAUAAAAGCAGCACAGGACACUAAAACAUUAGUAGUUACAUGUACUACAGUAUUAUAGUCCUGAAGAAAACGUCAGGACAAAACAGUUGUAAUAUUUGACAAAACUGCACAGAGCACCAUUCUCCCUGCCCUGUUACUGCUUGUGCUGGAAGAGAGAGGGACUACACUCCAGCCAUCCCCUGUCUGUGUGUUUCUUCAGAACACUGAUUCGGGAUAAAGCUAGGUGUGUCAUUUUAUUACAAUAACUGUUAAUAUAGACUGUGUUAAAGUUUUGAAAGUCAUGUGAUUGCCUGUUGGUGCUGCCUUGGGCUUUUUGAUUGGAUAAGGUUCUCCGACAUACAACUGAUGGUCUGAAGACACUUGUAUUUCAAUAUACAGUUUGUGCGAAGAGACUUAUGAAUUGUCACCAGCCUUAGACCUUACAUCAGCAUAAGCCUCUUCUAUAAUUUGACACUGAUUUAAGUCGUUUUAAUACAGAGUUGUUUAUUUUUUUCCAAAAUUCUGUACAUUUGUAAUUCAUAUUCUUUUAAGAUGCUGUAGAUGUUAUGUGAAUAUGUGCAGCAUUGAAAUGCUUAAUAAAUAUUACUUGAUCUAGCAAA